Globicephala melas (long-finned pilot whale) is the source of this 1864-nucleotide messenger RNA. It is a transcript of the gene GRAP, whose product is annotated as GRB2 related adaptor protein. Lineage: Eukaryota; Metazoa; Chordata; Mammalia; Artiodactyla; Delphinidae. Gene Ontology annotation, biological process: signal transduction; regulation of MAPK cascade. The record is from RefSeq and is a predicted model, not a curated record. Gene Ontology annotation, molecular function: phosphotyrosine residue binding; epidermal growth factor receptor binding. Gene Ontology annotation, cellular component: COP9 signalosome; nucleoplasm; cytoplasm.
UCGACUGCAGAGGAAGCAGGAAGCUACUGGCCCUGCUCAGAGCCCGGCUGCCGGGGCUCGGGGACGGCGGCAUGGAGUCCGUGGCUCUGUACAGCUUCCAGGCCACAGAGAGCGAUGAGCUGGCCUUCAACAAGGGGGACACACUCAAGAUUUUGAACAUGGAAGACGACCAGAACUGGUACAAGGCCGAGCUCCGGGGUGCAGAGGGGUUCGUCCCCAAGAACUACAUCCACGUCAAGCCCCACCCGUGGUACUCGGGCAGGAUUUCCCGGCAGCUGGCAGAAGAAAUUCUGAUGAAGCGGAACCACCCGGGAGCCUUCCUGAUCCGGGAGAGUGAGAGCUCCCCAGGGGAGUUCUCUGUCUCUGUGAACUACGGGGACCAGGUGCAGCAUUUCAAGGUGCUGCGUGAGGCCUCGGGGAAGUACUACCUGUGGGAGGAGAAGUUCAACUCUCUGAAUGAGCUGGUCGCCUUCUACCGGACCAGAACCAUCGCCAAGAAGCGGCAGGUCUUCCUGCGGGACGAGGAGCCCCUGGCCAAGCCGCCCCGGGCCUGCUUUGCCCAGGCCCAGUUUGACUUCUCAGCCCAGGACCCCUCCCAGCUCAGCUUCCGCCGCGGUGACAUCAUUGAGGUCCUGGAGCGCCUUGACCCCUGCUGGUGGCGAGGCCGUCUCUGCGGGCGCAUCGGCUUCUUCCCGCGGAGCUAUGUCCAGCCGGUGCACCUGUGACCCAAGUGGGCCCAGGGGCAGAGCCAGUGGACCGGCCAUCCACCGGGCACUGAGGCCCAGAGAGAGGACACGGGCACCCCCAGCCCAGGGCCUUGGACUGCAACAUAGGCCUCCUGACAGUCGGCCGGCCUCCUCCUGUGCUUCAUGUCAACUGGGACGGGCCCAGCGCCCCGGAAAGACCGCCUCAUUCAGGGCCCCUGGGCUAGGGGAGCUCCGGGGCCUCCACCGGCCUCUUCCCAUUGGCCAUCAGCUGUGUGAUGUCACAGGGUGGCCGGCAGGGCCCGCCCACUCCAAACACCAAUGGCACCACCUCCAGGGAGGGCUGAGGACUCCUGGGUUCCACCCGCUGGGGGCUCAAGCCAAGGAACCACGGGCUGGGUGGGUGAGCACCCGCUGGGCCUGCCAUCCCGUCCAUCCAAAAGCCCCACGGGCCGGCUACUGGGGAGGCGGCCAGGGCCCCGCACACCUGUGCCUGGACUUGCUGGACAGACUCGGAGACUUUGGGCUCCACCUGGGAUCCAACGCCCCUGCCCACCACAGACACUUCGGGGGGGGGCUAGAGCCCUGAGGAAGGGCGGGCAAGGGUGAAAGAAACGGAGGCUGCUGCUCCUCCGCUGGCCCCGCGGGACGGACAAGCUCUGAGGGGCCGGCCCUGGACGUGGCCACCUGGGAGACAUAGCUGCACCUGCUCUUACUUGUGCAGGCCCAGGUUCUACCCAGACCGGGGCCUCGGGAAGCGUGGGGGACUACAGCCCAGGUGGGGAGUUGUGGCCAGAGCUGGGCUCUGAGGGCCAGCGGCACCCAGAACGGGGCGGGCAGCCUCGGUGGAGCCCCGGCUUGAGGAAGGGCAGGGUGUCCACGGGGAAGGGGCCAUCAGCGCGGUCCCAAGCAGGGGAGCCUGGGGCCCUCGGGGUGCAGGCAGACCGAGGGAGCUCGGAAAGGGCUCUGAAUGCCAGGCCGGUGGUGGAGGGGCGGUGAGCAGGGAGAGGGCAGCAGGUGGGAUGGGGCCGGAGCCCAGGGAGGGGCGGAGAGGGGCUCCCUCUGCCCAGCGCUGGCCCGAGACCCUGGAGCCCUGAGCUCUGGCAGAUUCGCUGCUCACGACCUGGGCCCGUGAACUCAAAAUAAAAACAGUGGAAGAG